AUGCCAGGACAUAUGGGAAGUGCUUUUCGACCUUUGCGUGGCAUACAGAUCUUGAGGAUCAAUUUCGAAUACCAAAUAAUAUACGUAAAGGGAUAUAGUGUCCCUGGUUCGAUCGGGAAUUAUAUCUACGUCAAAGAUUGCUGGAUUCCUUCAAAGCGAGUCGAGUUCAGUUAUUUGUUGAAACGUUCGAAGGGAACUCUGGUACUUGCCGAGUGCAGUGCUGGCCAUGAUCUGAAUCUCAUCACGCUAAAUGCGAUUUCAGCGGCAGCGAAACUUGGCGAUGUGUCAUGUUUGGUCGUUGGCGAAAACAACGAAUCGGCUGCAUCGAAAAUCAGCACCGUAAAAGAAGUGCAGAAAGUGUUGUUUGCCCAGGAAGCAGAUGAAUACGUUUUUCUUCCACAUAUUAUUUCGUCCAUAAUUUUGAACUGCCAUAAAAAGUACAAUUUCGAUUACAUUUUGGGAGCUUCUUCAACGUUUAGCAAAGCUGUUCUGCCUCGAGUCGCAGCAAAGUUGGAUAUGUCGCCAUUAACGGAUAUAACAGAAAUUAAGGAACCAGACACUUUCGUUCGAGCCAUCUAUGCGGGUAACGUAAUCUGUACUGUCAAGUGCCUGGAUCCUAUCAAAGUCAUCACAGUCCGCCAUACGGCAUUUCAAGCAGCGAAACUGGGCUUGGGCAAAUGCGAGAUCGAAAAUGUGCCUAAAGGUGAACACAAGAAACUUAACUGCCAUAUAAUCAAACAGGCGUUGGAUACAUCUGAAAGACCGGAUCUUGCCAAUGCGAAAAUCGUCGUUUCUGGAGGACGAGGGCUGAAAAAUAAGGAGAAUUUUAAAAUUGUUUAUGACCUCGCCGAUGCUUUGGGAGCAGCUGUAGGUGGCUCUAGAGCUGUAGUUGAUGCCGGGUUUUUGUCCAAUGACUUACAGAUUGGUCAAACUGGAAAGAUCAUUGCCCCGGAACUUUAUAUUGCAGUCGGCAUCUCUGGCGCUAUCCAGCACAUUGCAGGAAUUCGUGAGAGUAAAACGAUCGUGGCCAUCAAUAAAGACGCAGAUGCACCCAUCCAUCAGUUUGCCGACUUCAGUUUGACCGCAGAUCUGUUUGAGGUUGUCCCAAAGCUGACGCAGUUGCUUAAAAAAUAA
Messenger RNA from Soboliphyme baturini, 1134 nucleotides. Lineage: Eukaryota; Metazoa; Nematoda; Enoplea; Dioctophymatida; Soboliphymatidae. The record is from the annotation of a GenBank genome assembly.